Cyphellophora attinorum is the source of this 657-nucleotide messenger RNA. Its product is annotated as putative fructose-bisphosphate aldolase. NCBI's taxonomy places the organism in Eukaryota, Fungi, Ascomycota, Eurotiomycetes, Chaetothyriales, Cyphellophoraceae. The record is from RefSeq and is a predicted model, not a curated record. The coding region runs from base 1 to 657 and encodes 218 amino acids. The transcript is spliced from 2 exons. Gene Ontology annotation, molecular function: aldehyde-lyase activity; zinc ion binding. Gene Ontology annotation, biological process: carbohydrate metabolic process.
AUGGCUCAUGCUGCUAGUGUUCCCGUUGCAGUUCAUCUCGACCAUUGCAUAGAACCAAGCGACGCAGAUUUGGCACUCGAAUGUGCAUUUGACUCGAUCAUGGUGGACGGAUCACUAUUUGACGAGGAGCAAAAUAUAUCUUAUGUCAAAUCAGUUGUUGAGAGGGCAAAGGCGCGGAAUAUCACCAUUGAAGCAGAACUUGGACGUAUGCAGGGCAACGAGGUCGGAUUGAGCGCGACUGAUUUAAACGCGGUAUGGACGGAUCCGGAUCGCGCAGCGCGGUUCGUGCAAGAGUCGGGUGUACACUUCCUUGCUCCAAGCUUCGGGAAUGUUCAUGGGCCAUACCCAGCAGGAGGUGCUGAAAAGGCCUGGCAGAUUGAGAGGUUGCAAAGGAUAUACAAAGCACUGGGUGAUACUACGCCUCUCGUGUUACAUGGUACCCAUCCGCUUUCGGACGACAUGGUUCGCAUGGCCAUGGCCAACGGAAUGGUCAAGAUCAAUGAGAACAGGACGAUUCGGUACGGCUAUCACGAGUUUAUAGAAGCCGAGUGCAAGUCAACGGACUUGAUCAGAGUCCAGGAGGGAGCCGUUGAAGCAUAUUGCAAGGGAGUACAGAGAUUUAUGGUAGAUGUCUUCGGAUCGGCAGGCAAAGCGUGA